AUGGGAGGCGGUAAGAGUCAGAAGGGCGGGAAUCACGGGAGCAUAGGAAGAACGUUGGCACACGACAUACUCCUGCGCCAAUCGGAAAAGAAGGAGCAGAUGAGCAGGCUGACGAAGAAGAAGGAGUACUCAGUCUACGAAAGGUCGAACCUGGAAGAUUUCACAAUGGCAGCUACUCAGGGACUGGAGUCGUACAUAGCGAGAAGAGGGAUCUCGAGAGAGGUGAGAAAGACGGACCUGAACUCGCAGCUGUACGAGUUCAUCAACUUUCCAGACCUGAUGGACGACUCGAAGUUUCCGAUCAUCCCGAUUCCGCGAAGGAGCUUCCUGUUCACGGAUGAGCAGAAGCACCUCUUGUCACAGCUGAACAAGCAGAGGACGCUCGAGUUGAAGUCGAGAAGCAGAAGAUACUACAAGAGAAAGAACAAGAAGAAGGUGGACAUGUAUAUGCACGGAGACAUGUCGAGGCCGCACCACGGAUACUAUAACAAGUAUACGCCCAACACCGGAUACAGCAGAAGCGCAAGUGGAGGGUUAGGUGGGGAAAAUAGCAGAAGCAUCACGUCAAGUGGAAGACAGGAAAGCAGCUCCAGAAGACAGAGUGGGUCAGGAGAUAAUAUGGGUACGAGCAGAACGACCUCAAGGAGCAAUAAAAACACAGCUAGGGAAAGAAGUAAGGCACACAGAGGGUCGCCAUCAGAUGAAUACGAGGAGGAAGAGGAACAGUACUACGAAGAAUUUGAUUACAGCGACGAACAAGAUGAGUACGAAAGUACAGAUGAAGCAGAGGAUCAGGAGGGAGAGGAAAGCGAUAUGGAAGAGGGGUUGCUGCUAAAUUCAGACGAAGAAGAUUGUAAGCCUACAUCGACGACUACCCUUAACAAAAGUGAGUCAACCCAUAAUAGCUUCGAUAACCAAAAAGAACCCACGUAUGUUGGUACCCCUAAUAAAACGGAACACAAGUAUGUUGGUACGCCUAACAACAGUCCUGGAGUUGACGCAAGUGGGAAAUAUAAGUACGUUGAUGAGUACUUGACCUUUUUGAACCACGAGUACAAAAACGUAGACAUAAGUAAGCUGACGACGGAAGAUCUGGAGAAGAUGGAGCUGAAAAAUUUUUAUAAGUGGAGAAGCCUGUUGAAUAACCUGGAGGCGACUGAAAACAGUAUUCUAACACCAUAUGAGAAAAAUAUUGACUUCUGGAGGCAGCUGUGGAGAGUAGUGGAGAAGAGCAACCUGGUGUUGAUAGUCUUGGACUCAAGAGACCCGCUCUUCUUCAGAAUCAAGGACCUGGAAAGGUACAUUAAGGAGGUAGAUGAAACGAAGGAGUUUAUGUUGGUGUUGAACAAGGCGGAUUUUCUAAACGAGGGGUUGAGAGUGCAGUGGGCGAAAUAUUUUAAAAGCAAGAAAAUUGAUCAUGUUUUCUUUUCAUCACUAUAUAAUUCAACCAGUAACUCAAAUACAACCGCAUACACGGAUAGUAGUGAUACUGAUAGCAGUACAACAAAUAUUGCCAAUACUAAUGGUAAUGAGGGUACUUCUGCUUCUGAUCAUACAGGAACGCAUGAUAAUGGCACGGAAAGGGUCUGUAGCGACGAGUUGGAUUAUAGAAUAUACAACGUGGAGCUGCUGCUGAGUAAAAUUAACAAGUACAAAGAUAAGUAUUUUGAAGCAAGUAGAGGCGGGAGUGACCAGUACUUUGUUGGAUUCGUUGGAUACCCGAAUGUAGGAAAGAGCUCACUGAUCAACUGUCUGAUGGAAAAAACGAAAGUGUCAGUGGGAGUGCAGCCAGGAAAGACGAAGCACAUGCAAACACUUAAGCUCCACGAUACAGACAUAACGCUCUGCGACUGCCCAGUGACGGUGUUAAUUGGUCUCAUAUUUCCAAAUUUGGUAUCGACUAAGUAUCACCUAUUGAUCAAUAACAUUGUAUCAACAUCGCAUUUUAAAGGAAACAUGAUAUUGGCAGUGCAGCUGAUAUGUAACCUAAUACCAAUACAACUGUGUAACAAAUACGACAUUAAUAUAAACGAUUGUCUUAUCGCAACAGCAGCAAAUACCAACAGUAGUAGUAACAUUAAUACUGGUCGUGGAAACACCAUCAAUGCAAACAUUGGUGGAAACAUUGGUGGAAACAUUGGUGGCAAUAUCAAUGCGAACAGUAGCAGUAACAGUAGUGCCAACAUUGGUGGCAACAUUGGUGGCAACAUUGGUGGCAACAGUAGUGCUUGUGGUAACUUAGGGGUUGACGAAGAGUUGGCGUACCAGCUGGAAACGAGGCAGAAGGUGCUGUUUAGUUUUAAAGUACUAGAACUGCUGUGUAAAAACAGAAACUACAUAGCAGGAGGAAAAGGAGGUCAACUUGAUUACACACGAGCAUCAAAGUUGAUAAUAAAUGAUUUCACACAGGGGAAUCUACUGUACUGUAAAUGCCCACCAACAACGUUGGAUGAGUUGUACGGCUAUGGUGAAAGGUUGGACGGAGUGGAAGGAAGUGGACACGUGAACGCUGGUGGCACAAUGGAUGAAGGAUUAUCACAAAAGGACGUUGCAUUGGAUGAAAGAAUAAAUAGGCUGUACAUAAGUGGAGGGGAUAUAGAAAGUACGAUGCAGAUGAACACAAUAGAGUCGACACGUGCAAGUGAUAGGCUUAGUCCAGUCAAUUUCAGCAGUACCGCCAGUGAAUUUAGCAGAGUUGGCGUCAUGGGCGGGGGAAGCGGAGCGAGAUACAUGGGAAAGACGAUAACGGAGAGUAGAAGAGACGAGGAAAACGUAAACCAGUGGCUGAAGCAGCAGCUUAACCAGGAAACGAGCGUGAAGGUGACGAAGAGAAAGAUGAGGUUCCUACUCAAGGGGAAGAGGAAGCCGAAGUGA
Messenger RNA from Theileria orientalis strain Shintoku, 2874 nucleotides. RefSeq lists its product with no specific name. Gene Ontology annotation, molecular function: GTP binding; GTPase activity. NCBI's taxonomy places the organism in Eukaryota, Apicomplexa, Aconoidasida, Piroplasmida, Theileriidae. The coding region runs from base 1 to 2874 and encodes 957 amino acids. The transcript has 8 exons. The record is from RefSeq and is a predicted model, not a curated record. Gene Ontology annotation, cellular component: cytosol.